This is a messenger RNA of Haliotis rubra (blacklip abalone), 1806 nucleotides long. RefSeq names its product spermatogenesis-associated protein 17-like. The record is from RefSeq and is a predicted model, not a curated record. Bases 38 to 1093 code for a protein of 351 amino acids. Gene Ontology annotation, cellular component: spindle pole. Lineage: Eukaryota; Metazoa; Mollusca; Gastropoda; Lepetellida; Haliotidae. The transcript has 10 exons. Gene Ontology annotation, biological process: mitotic cell cycle; establishment of meiotic spindle localization; spindle organization. Gene Ontology annotation, molecular function: protein binding.
GCGGAAGUGACAGCCAUACUUGACAACAAUAAACAAAAUGGCUGCGAUGGUGAGGUUGAUGCGACAAAUUGAUGGUGUUAUAGAAGAAUGCUAUAACCGAAAAAAUGAGGCUGAAGAGAACAGAGAAGCGGAAUAUGUGGCAGCUGUUAAAGUUCAAGCUUGGUUUAGAGGAACACGAUCACGGAGCUAUCUAAGUUUCCUCAACAAAUGUGCCACAGCUGUACAAAAAUCAUGGAGGGGCUACCUUGGACGUCAGUACUACCGGCUGCUUGUCAAGAACAGUGUGUUCAUCAUGAAGCUGAAUCAGUACAAUGCGAUGGCCACCAAGAUUCAGAAGGUGUGGCGAGGAUACUAUGUCAGGAAAUACAUCUUUAACUACUACAGCCGUAAACGGUACCUUGAGGCAUUGCAAGUGAAGAAUGAGAUUUUCAGAACGGAACUGGCUGAUUUCACUGAACGACAGGCUCAGAUCAGACGGAAAAUUGAAGAACAAGAACAACACAGACAACAAGCCCAGGCUGCCAGGAAGAAUCAUUAUCUUUUGAGUACCGAGGUGAUCCCUGGAAUCUACAAUUCCCCUUUCGAGCCGUAUCCAUCUGAGCAGGAACUCAUACUACGUAGUAUCAAACCUCUUGUCCACAAGAAGAAGAAAGAAAAGGGACACCUGUUUGAUCCAGCAUGGGCCAGUUAUAACCUGCCGCGACCAGAUACACUUCCUCCAUUACACCAGAAACCUCAAGGUCCAUUCCGUGAUCCUGAGGAUGUACAGAAACAGCGAUACAAGCCGUUCCAGCCCUCACUGAGAGUGGCCACCUCCUUCUACUCGCUGGAGGAUGCUCGCAAACAGAUGAAGGGCGAGGAGUGGGUCACCCGUUUGAACGAUGAUGUGUUCGUACCCUUUUCAAGACGACACACAUCUUAUAAACCACUGUUACACACCACCUCCAAGUUCGGCCACCUGCCGUAUGGCACCAAGUUCUUCAGGGAGGAGUUCUUGGACAAACAUGUCUCUAAUCAGAAUUUCAAGACUCUUGUACAACCGGUUCCAAUCUUUGACAAGCUCAAUGACACAUAUUCACAAGGCCAGGUAUAGCACGAACACUUGUAUGUGGAUAAACAAACCAAAUGUGAUAUUUACAAUUAUUGAAGUCAUAUGUAGAUACAAAUCAGCUUUAGAACAUGAAACCAGCCUAAUGCUGUUACGAAACACAUGUAUGUCAGCAAUUGUUUAAGGCUGUUGCAGUGUCCAGAUACUAUGAUAAAAUGUUUGAAUGUGUUAUCCAUUCAUGUAAUUGUAUAAAGCAUGUAAAUACUCUCACAUAUGUAGACAUGUCUGUAGUGAAGAUACAGGUGUGAGACUGCACAUAGUUUUUAGUGCAUGUCUUCUUACCAGAUUGAAUAUUUAGUCAGUAUAAACUGAUACCAUUGUGAUGUAAACGUUGUAAUCAAACAGUAUUAAUAUGUCUACAAUGUUGCCUGGCAUACUUUUGUUUGGUUAAUUUCUUGUUUGUUUUGAUAUGUAAGCGUAAUUCAUAGACCUAUCACAAAUUGAUUUUAAUUAAGCCACCUGAUUGCCCAUCAAAUUAGGCCUUAGUGUUUGUUGUUUGAUAUUCAAGUUAGAAGGUAGAAUUUUAUACAGAUGUCACGAUUUCACAAGGCUGGAUUUUGUUGAUUCUACUGAUAUCUGUGAAGCUGAUAGAUAAAUGCUUGUGAAUAUUGUAUAUCAUCAGUGACCAUGUUCGAGUUGUUUUUGUUCAUGAUUCCGUCCACAAGCUAUAAAUGCAAUAAACUUGGGAAUGAAACUUG